UUGUGUACACCAUAAAAACGCGUCGUCGAUUCAGGGUACACGCAUAUAUCCGCAUUUAGCUGAUUUUGUCUCGGGUCAUUUCAACAGGACACGAAGUUUUAACCUAAAAACCUCAUUUUGAAUUCAGCAGUCGGUACCAACAUGUCGAAGAUUUCAGGAGGAACAGUAGUUGAAGCCAAGGGAGAUGAAAUGACAAGGAUUUUUUGGGAAACGAUCAAAGAGAAACUGAUCCUGCCCUACGUGGACCUGGACAUCAAGAGUUUCGACCUGAGCAUACAGAACAGAGAUGAGACUGAAGACAGAGUGACUGUGGAAUGCGCAGAAGCCAUCAAAGAGCACAAUGUGGGAAUCAAAUGCGCAACGAUAACACCGGAUGAGAAGCGGGUCAAAGAGUUCAACCUGAAGAAGAUGUGGAAAUCACCCAAUGGCACGAUCCGUAACAUCCUGGGCGGGACAGUCUUCAGGGAAGCCAUCAUCUGCAAGAACAUUCCCCGAUUGGUGGUUGGCUGGAAUAAACCCAUCGUGAUUGGUCGUCACGCGCAUGCAGAUCAGUACAAAGCCACAGAUUUCGUCAUUCCCGGCUGCGGCAAGGUAGAGAUCAAAUUCACUCCGUCCGACGGCACCGAGGUCCUGAACUUCACCGUGCACGACUUCAAAGAUGGCGGCGGUGUAGCCAUGGCGAUGUACAACACCGACAAAUCCAUCCGCGAUUUUGCGCACUGCUCCAUGAAGUACGCGCUGGAGAGGAAAUUCACGCUGUACCUGAGCACCAAGAACACAAUCCUCAAGAAGUAUGAUGGUCGAUUCAAGGACAUCUUCCAAGAGAUAUACGACAGUGAUUACAAAUCCAAGUUUGAGGCAGCGGGGAUCUGGUAUGAACACCGACUCAUCGAUGACAUGGUGGCCUAUGCCAUGAAAUCCGAGGGGGGUUUCAUGUGGGCGUGCAAAAACUACGACGGCGAUGUGCAAUCAGACAGCGUAGCACAAGGGUACGGUUCUCUUGGCAUGAUGACAAGUGUAUUGGUUUGUCCCGACGGGAAGACGGUCGAGUCCGAGGCCGCACACGGCACAGUCACACGGCACUAUAGGCUACACGAGAAGGGCCAAGAAACGUCCACCAAUUCAGUCGCAUCUAUCUUUGCCUGGACACGAGGCCUCGCCCACCGCGCCAAACUAGACGGCAACGCCCAGCUGGCCAAAUUCGUCAAGGAUCUGGAGGCUUCGUGCGUGGAUACGAUAGAGGCUGGUUUCAUGACCAAAGACCUGGCCAUAUGCGUCAAAGGAAUGAACAGUGUGCAGCGCUCUGACUACCUGAACACUUUCGAGUUCAUCGACAAGGUCGCGGAGUUCCUGGGAGCGAAGAUCCAAAGUCGGCUGUAGCUGAAAUAGCGCAGGUAACAACAGCUCAAACUUGGCAACGUGCCAAGUUGUUUUUCUGGGAGCGGCUUUCUGAAAUCCGUUAUAUCAAAAUGAUACAUUCCAUUCAAUUGAUUUACAUCCAAAACUGCCAUGACCUCAAAAAUCUUUAAAAAAUCUUAAGACAAAUUGUAAAGUGGUAACUCAUUUGCUAUCGAAUUUUGCAAUUUCUGACCAAAACUCUGUCUCAAAGGCCAUAGCCAGUUCAGUACACAUGAGAAUGAAAGGACAUUUUUUUAUGUUAACACUACCUCCUGAGGUCAAAACAGGAAGAAAGCAUAUAUGCAAAUUCCUCCGUUAGGCCUAAUU
Messenger RNA from Patiria miniata (bat star), 1725 nucleotides. RefSeq names its product isocitrate dehydrogenase [NADP] cytoplasmic-like (gene idh1). Gene Ontology annotation, molecular function: isocitrate dehydrogenase (NADP+) activity; NAD binding; magnesium ion binding. Lineage: Eukaryota; Metazoa; Echinodermata; Asteroidea; Valvatida; Asterinidae. The record is from RefSeq and is a predicted model, not a curated record. Gene Ontology annotation, biological process: isocitrate metabolic process. The coding region runs from base 142 to 1380 and encodes 412 amino acids. Gene Ontology annotation, cellular component: cytosol; mitochondrion; peroxisome. The transcript has 13 exons.